AUGUUACUCUAUAACCAAUAUCCAUUGACAUUUAUUGAAAAUGAAUUCCAGAAAUACUUUUCCGAAUAUAUAUCAAUAUCACCAUUUUUACAUUUUAUUGAUGGCGAAACCAAAUACAUCUAUAGACGAGAAAGAGUAUUAGGUCAGUCAACAUUUCGCCAAUCACAAGUAGCAAUAAGUGUGGCCCAAGCUAACGUUGACAAUGAAGAAGUAGAUGAUCCAUUGAAUCAACCAAAUGGAUCUACAAAACAAACAGAAGAAAAAACUUUAAAUUUUCAUGAAAAAUUAUUUAUACAUUUUACACAUGAAAAACGUUUCCAACCAUACCGGCAAGAUAUGCACCAAAUAUAA
Messenger RNA from Rotaria socialis, 351 nucleotides. Lineage: Eukaryota; Metazoa; Rotifera; Eurotatoria; Philodinida; Philodinidae. The record is from the annotation of a GenBank genome assembly.